This is a messenger RNA of Serpula lacrymans var. lacrymans S7.9, 1755 nucleotides long. RefSeq lists its product as uncharacterized. Gene Ontology annotation, molecular function: RNA-directed RNA polymerase activity. The transcript is spliced from 5 exons. NCBI's taxonomy places the organism in Eukaryota, Fungi, Basidiomycota, Agaricomycetes, Boletales, Serpulaceae. Gene Ontology annotation, biological process: siRNA processing. Gene Ontology annotation, cellular component: nuclear RNA-directed RNA polymerase complex. The coding region runs from base 82 to 1572 and encodes 496 amino acids. The record is from RefSeq and is a predicted model, not a curated record.
UGUGAUCGUAUUAUCAGCCUACAGGAUGAUUCCAUCUCCGAGGCUCAAGCCAUCCAUCAUUCGUUCUUAGAUGCAUCCAAAAUGUUCCAACAGCACGGAUUCGGCAACUCAUUUCGUUUGUCUUCUCUAUUUCACAACCUGGCCACGUUGCUCGAUUUGCAUAUCGAUGACAACUCACAAGGCUCGGUUGUGUGGAGUAACGAUCUAGUGGGAAAUACUUUGCAUUGUGCCUCGACUCACGCGCUCCGUGAACUGAAAUAUCGUGCCCACAUCGCUGUUCCUGGAUCGUACACGUUACUUGGGGUGUCAGAUGAAUGGGGGUGUCUUCGAGAAGGGGAAAUUUAUGCCACCGUUCAGGAUGAACGUACUGGCUUGUAUAAACCUAUUGAGGGUCCUGUGGUAAUUACCCGAAGCCCCCAGGUCCAUCCAGGUGACUUGCAGUUUGUGACAGCCGUUCGGCGUCCAGAGUUGAGCCAUUUGACAAAUGUGGUGGUAUUUUCAUGCGAAGGAGAUCGAUCGUUGGCAUCUUGUCUUGCAGGUGGUGACUUAGAUGGCGAUGAUUUCAACCUCAUACUUGAUGAAGCACUUUUUCCUGAAAAAGUUGCCAUGCCAGGAGCCUACGAUAGCUUACCCAUCAAGCAGACAACAUCUCCUUGUGGGAUAUCAGACGUAGUUGACUUUGUAAUGAAUUACAUCGAGUCGGAUCUCAUAGGCUAUAUAUCAAUUUUGCAUCUACGCUUUGCAGAUAUAAAGGACCCAGGAUGCAAUGAAUGUUUGAAACUUGCUCAAUUCGCGUCCCAUGCCGUCGACUAUCCAAAAACCGGAAGCCCUGUCAAAAUGCAAGAUCUACCACAAUUGCCUGGCAAAGAGAGGCCAGACUUCUUAGCUCGUGAGGGCGCAAACCUACAGGGCGAAGACUUUUACCAAAGCCAGAAACUGUUGGGCAAACUGUAUCGCCGAGUUCCCGUAAGCGAAUGGAUUCCUGUACCAUGGAACCGUGACUACUCUCCUUCUGAUGGAGGUGUCAUCCGAGACACACUGAUGCGCUUCAAUUUUCGCCAACUAGACUUACCUUCCCUUGAUACGCCAUCGGACGACCUUAUCGAAGAAAUGGGCUACUUGCUGGAGGAUUACUCUGAACAGCUCCUCGUCAUAGCCAAAACGCACACGAUUUCUAGGCACAAAGAUAUUUAUGUUUCGGAGGCAGAAUUGGUAAGCGGGACGAUCAUGGCAAACUGGUCAGAUCAUCGUAAAAGGAGAGAGGCUAUAGGGGCAAUGAAUCUUCAAACUCAAGUGCUUGCAAAGAAUAUCAGACAAGCGCUUCAGUGGAGCGAUCCUGACUCCUAUUAUGAUGACAAGGAAGGGUACGAAGAGGACUACGAAGAAUACGACGAGGGUGAUUAUUACAGCAAAGCGGCGAGUCGAAACGAGUCGUUUAGACGUGCAUGGGCUGCAUGGCAAGUAGCGGAGGAAGCUUUGAAUGAAGACCCAGGGAUCUUUGGACCUCAGAGCUUUGGGCUGAUUGCUUUGACAAGGAUGUUGGACAUCAUAAAGGAGGCGCAGGAAUAUUAAUGGUAAUGGUAAUGGCGGGAAUCGCCCACACGUAUUGAUGCUGAUCAACGACUCGAUUCGGAAUGUGAUAUAUUCAAAGGCCUCACUUAUAUUUUGUAAAACACCUCCAGGGCCAAUUAGGCUGUACCAUACAUGUUUGUAUUCUUGUGCGACCGACAUAAAAGGUGCUAUAUCGACUAUCGU